UUCAGGAAAGUCAUUGUCACUGUCAAAGAAAUGUGAAAUCGUCAUGACAACAAUUUCGUCAACCUGUAAAAAUGUAUAAAGUGAAAAGAUAAUAAUUGAUUAAUUUAUUAACAUGGUUUUCUUCAAUGUUUGGUCAGUACUACAAUGGUAUUUGAGACCUCUCAUUAAAUGGUUUCUCAGGAAAACAACAAGACUAUGUGAGUUACAAAGGAUAUGUUAUGGCGAUAAACCUGGCGCGGAACGGUCAUGCAAUGUAGAAAGAUCUCUGAUGCUAUCCCGCACUGAAGACGUAAAGCAAGUAGUUUCAUAUUUAGAUACAGUUGUAUAUGAGCGACGUUUUGUUCCUUCUAACUUUCCCGAAAUAUUAAACCCAUCUGUGGCUAUAAUUCUCAGAGCGAAAAAAAUUAAUCCAAAACUACAUGAUUUGUUCAUUGUAUCAUUUCGGCGAUGCCUCGAACAAAUUUGGAGUUACAGAAUGUUAGUACAGGGGGUAGAAGAAAUGCGUAAGGCUCCCUAUGACUGUACAAUCCCUGAUCAUGAAGAGAAACUAUUGAAACUUUGGAGUUUAUUAGUACCCAAUGAAGAUCUAGAGAGUAGAGUGACCAAGCAAUGGCAGUACAUAGGAUUUCAGGGUGAUGAUCCCAAGACUGAUUUCCGUGGCAUGGGUUUGCUUGGAUUGGAAAACUUGUUGUUUUUUGCUUCAGAGUAUCCACAAGCUGCAAGCCAUGUUCUGAGCCAUUCACAUCAUCCAAAAUAUGGCUACACCUUUGCAAUUGUGGGCAUUAACCUAACUUCCAUGGCAUAUUAUUUGCUGAAGGAUGGCUCUGCUAAAACUUACAUGUUUAAUGCUAAACAGUACUUACCCAAUAUGAAUUUGUUCCACAGAUUUUACUGCUACCUUUUCUAUGAAUUUGACAAAAUGUGGAUAGAAUCAAAACCUGAAAAUAUGAUGGAAUUUUCAAUAAUAUUCAAAAGAUUUGAAGAUGCUGUCAGAACUGAGUUAGCUGAUCCAGCCUCAGUAUUUAGAAUCAACAUAGAAAUUGAUACAAUAUAACAAUGACCUGUUGCUAGUCUAAUUUUUUUGGAAGGUUUUUUUAACCUCUAUUUAUUUUGUUCAAGUGUUGUGAUGUUGGGUGCAAGUUCUUGCCACAUUGCCUUGAUAAAGCAAUUCAUUUGAUCUGUCCAGUAUUUACAUAAAACAGAUGUGAGGUGCUGCAAAUUAUAAAUAUUAGUUCAGUGUUUGGAAAAAGGUAAAUUGCCACAAUUUUAUUGACGCCACUGUGAUUCUACAAGGCAUUAACCAUCACAAUUGUACAUAUAAAUAUUGUGUAUAAUCUUAUUUAUUGCUGUGCACUGUUUUAUAAAUUACAUUAUGUUUGUCCCAUACUGAAUGUAUAAUUAAUCCUCAAUUUACAUGUGUGUAGUGUUAAGUACAUGUCUGGUUGUAGCACAUUUUUAAGUACACAACUAAAAAUGUCUAACUAGUAUGCAUGGUUAGUACAUUAGAGGUGUUUGAUACUACUAGUAGUACAUGGUAACCAGGGACCCUAGUAAGAUAACUUGAGUGUGUUUUGUGAAGAUGGUUUGUGUUUGUCAAGAUUUGCUUUAAAUGGUGUUCAAAUAACAUCUGCUUUAAUGUGUGUUUGUAAAUUGUAAUAAAUUA
This is a messenger RNA of Cydia splendana, 1663 nucleotides long. Its product is annotated as ELMO domain-containing protein 2. The coding region runs from base 113 to 1054 and encodes 313 amino acids. Gene Ontology annotation, molecular function: GTPase activator activity. The transcript has 2 exons. The record is from RefSeq and is a predicted model, not a curated record. NCBI's taxonomy places the organism in Eukaryota, Metazoa, Arthropoda, Insecta, Lepidoptera, Tortricidae.